This is a messenger RNA of Grosmannia clavigera kw1407, 810 nucleotides long. RefSeq lists its product as uncharacterized. Bases 1 to 810 code for a protein of 269 amino acids. The record is from RefSeq and is a predicted model, not a curated record. Lineage: Eukaryota; Fungi; Ascomycota; Sordariomycetes; Ophiostomatales; Ophiostomataceae. The transcript is spliced from 4 exons.
AUGGACGAGCUCAGAACCAUUGCGUAUAUUCUGACGGCUGGUGGUAGCUGCAGGGGCCCUCAUGGGAUCCAAGUGCUCUACGAGAAGGACAAUGAGAUUAUUGAGGAACUCUUGAACGGUUCGAAGGUUCAGAGUGAGACCAGCGUUGGCUAUGGCAUCAAGACAAAUGCCCCCAUGGCUUUUGGUAUAUCGUGCAGUGGAGAUACUGAGCAGUCAUUCGUCUUUUCCGUCGACAAGAACAACAAGAUGAAGGCUUUUGUCUUCGACACGGACGAAGAAGAGUGGGAAGACUAUGACUUGGGUGAUGGAGCGGGCAAGGCAGAGCUGCACGCUCAAAGUUCACUUGCCACCGACAGCAGCCAUGACGGUCUCAUCUCAGUCUUCUUUCUCAACACCAACUGCAAGCUGCAGGUUCUUCAGCAGAAGCUCGACGGAAGCUGGCAUUGCGGCCCUGAGCUGGCAGGAGCGUCUCCGCGACCCGGAACGCCAUUGUCCGUGGUUCCGACGGAUGACGACACCAUUCUUGUCUUCUAUCUCGGCCUUGACAAUACAAUGCACUACCUUGCACACAGCUUGGACUCUGACAGGUGGCAAGACCAUCGGUGGGAGACUGUAAAAGUGGAUGAACCCGUUCAGCGGUUCAAGGUCUCCCUCGACACAGAGUCGGGCCAUUAUGAGGCGUUCGUACUGGCCAAAGGCCGUCUUCUUCGAUUCGACGGUGAUGGUCCGCGGCAGGAAGUUGGGCACAUGCAGGGAAAAGAGUUCAUCCCAAGCACCACUGCCCAAUCUGUCAAACGUCACGCGCAGUAG